Molecule: messenger RNA, 1763 nt
Organism: Zingiber officinale
Lineage: Eukaryota; Viridiplantae; Streptophyta; Magnoliopsida; Zingiberales; Zingiberaceae
Product: chaperone protein dnaJ GFA2, mitochondrial-like
Exons: 18
Coding region: 224-1603 (459 amino acids)
Biological process (GO): protein refolding; response to heat
Cellular component (GO): cytoplasm
Molecular function (GO): ATP binding; heat shock protein binding
Source: RefSeq, a predicted model, not a curated record
UCCUCUUUAUUUAGUCCAAGUUUCUAUGCCCUAAUUACCCUCCUUCCUCUCGCCCAAAAACCUCGCCGGCGCGGGUCGCCUCCCACUUCCUCCCCUUACUCGGUCUUCUUGAUCGAAAGCACCGAUUUUGCUAUCACCUAUCGGCUCCUCUCUUACUCCGCUGAUUUUCCAAUCUGGUUCCCUUCAGCCACGAUUUGAGGUCAGAAAAGGAGUGACUUUUACCAUGCUGAGACCCCGCGCCACCCGCUUCGCCAUCUGGUGCACCCGCAGGUCCCUCGGAUCGAAGCCCCUCGACGAACCACCAAACGCCGCCGCUUCUUUGAGUGGUACGUCGGGCCGUUCGGUUUGCAGCUUGUCUCUAGGUUUCUUGGUUGGAAACUCUGAAGUGGGUGCUGCGCGCCGUACGGUAAAGUUGAAUGUGUUUCCUAAUGCGGCACAUACUAUGAACUUUGUUCCAAGCAGAUUAUUUCAUGGCACACGGCCAGUGUUAGCAAGGGACUACUAUGAUGUACUUGGUGUUAGCAAGAAUGCAAGUGCCUCUGAUAUCAAGAAAGCUUAUUACGCACUUGCAAAGAAGCUCCAUCCUGAUACAAACAAAGAUGAUAGUGAUGCAGAAAGAAAGUUCCAAGAAGUUCAACGUGCUUAUGAGGUGUUGAAGGAUGAGGAUAAGCGAAGGAUAUACGACCAGGUUGGUCCUGAUUCAUUUGAACAAGCUGCUGCAGGAGGUGAUCCUGGUUCUGGUGGGCCUUUUGGUGGCGCUGGCUUUGGAAAUCCAUUUGAAGACAUUUUUGGCAACUCUGGUGGAUUCAAUGAUUUUUUCAGAAACAUGUUCAGAGGUGGAAAUGCUGGAGGACAAGAUGUUAAGAUUCCACUAGAAAUUUCAUUUAUGGAAGCAGUCCAAGGGUGCACCAAGACGGUGUCAUUUCAAACUGUUCUCGCUUGUGAAACAUGUGGUGGUAGGGGUUAUCCUCCUGGAACCAAGCCUGAAGCAUGUAGGACCUGCAAAGGUUCUGGAAUGAUCUUCAUGCAAAAUGGUCCUGUCAGAUUUCAGAUAUCAUGCUCACAAUGUGGUGGAUCAGGGCGAACCAUGAGGAAUGUAUGCAGCUCAUGCAAAGGACAGAAAGUGGUGAAAGGUGUGAAAUCAAUCAAUCUGGAUAUAGUGCCUGGAGUGGAUAAUGAUGACACAAUACAAAUUCGUGGAAGUGGGGGAGCAGAUCCUGAAGGAAAUCAAUCUGGUGAUCUUUUUAUUAACAUAAAGGUCCGGAAUGAUCCUGUCUUUCGGAGAGAGAAAUCAGAUGUUCAUGUUGAUGCUGUCUUAGGUGUCACUCAGGCGAUUUUAGGGGGAACUAUUGAAGUGCCAACUCUUACUGGAGAUGUACAUCUUAAGGUUAAACCUGGAACUCAACCUGGUCAGAAGGUUGUCUUAAGAGGAAAAGGAAUAAAGACAAGAAAUAGUUCGCAAUAUGGCGAUCAGUAUGUCCAUUUUAAUGUGUCGAUACCAGUUAAUUUAACGCAUAGGCAAAGAAUGUUAAUCGAGGAAUUUGCAAAAGAGGAGCAGCAAGGAGAAGAAAAGAGGGAUACUGUUGCUGGAGCAUCGCAAUGAAUCAUGCCACAGCUUUGUAAACAUACUUAGAUAGGUCAUAUUUUUAUUACAAUGAUCAUAGUUCUCCACCUUAUUUUGUUUAAUGCUUAUUUUGAGUUGUUGGCCGCAACUGCCAUAGGAGAUUUAUAGAUUACUAAAUAAUGAACUAACAUGCCAAUCA